Messenger RNA from Thamnophis elegans (Western terrestrial garter snake), 1368 nucleotides. RefSeq names its product NFKB inhibitor like 1 (gene NFKBIL1). Gene Ontology annotation, molecular function: protein binding. The record is from RefSeq and is a predicted model, not a curated record. Gene Ontology annotation, biological process: canonical NF-kappaB signal transduction; negative regulation of toll-like receptor signaling pathway. Bases 278 to 1327 code for a protein of 349 amino acids. NCBI's taxonomy places the organism in Eukaryota, Metazoa, Chordata, Lepidosauria, Squamata, Natricidae. The transcript has 6 exons. Gene Ontology annotation, cellular component: nucleus.
AUUAACUGCCCAGGAAUCCAGAAUGAGAAUAAAGAAAAAGUGCAUUUCAACGAGCUAAAUUCAGUACAGAUAAUGCUGUGCUUUGAAUGAGCACCCGACCUUGCAGAAAAACAACACGAACGUUUGAUCGAAACUCGCUUGGGGAGGUUCCUCUAGUUCCCCGUCAUUGAGGUUCGGGACCUCAGCGUGAUUCCUGAUGUUUUUGAAAAUGGUAGUUGUGUGCUCAAGAUCCUGGAAACUGGCUUGUUGGUGAGAGUUCUGGUGCCCGUCUGGUUCCAUGGCACUGAGGUACCAGCGCCGCUUAUGGCGCUAUGUGGAACGCGGCCGCCGUCACAAGUUGCACAGGCUCCUGCGGCAUCACAGAGACGUCUUGGACCUGGGCGAAAGGAAGGGACACAAAAACCACACACCCUUGCACCGAUGCUGUGCCCUCCUGGACCGCAAAGCUGCCGCCCUUUUGCUGAAGUACGGGGCAGACCCCUCUCUCCCGGACCACCAGGGAGACACAGCUCUGCAUUUGGCUGCCCGGCAAGUGGCACGUGGAGGAGAUCAUGCCUAUGAAGAUCUGUUCGUACCUUUGCGAAUCAACUGUCCAUCUGCCAUGAGCAUCAAGAACAGAGCUGGGAAGACCCCGGGGGACCUCUUGAACACAGCAGCGGAAGAGAAAUGGUGCCCUGAGGCAACACUUGAGGAAAAUGAGGCAGAAACUGAGGCUGAGAGAGAAUGGCGAUGCAAACUUCUCAACGAAUGUGAGGACGAGUUUCAAGAGACCCCAUGGCAGCAUGAAGAAGAUUUCUCUACUGGUCCCAACUCAGAAACGUUCGAGGAAUGGACUGAACGCAUACGCCGAGAAUACGGGCAGAAACGUAGGCAAGAAGAGGAACAGCGUUACCGGAGGCCUAAAAAAGAAACUACAAAGCCUUCCGUUCAACUCCAGCGCUUGGAGCAAGAACACCUGGAGUACCUAAAGCGUGCCCAAGCCAAGGAGGAAGAGAUUCAGGCAGGCAAGAGAAGGCGUUACGAGGAAGGAUGCAGCCGUGUCUUCUCCUCCUCAGACAGUUCACAUUCAUUGUGUUACAAGGACAUUCCCUGGCCUAGCUUGACUGGGACUCCUGAGGAAAUGGCCGCGGCAGCCCUUCGUGGUGUAGAUCCUUCAGACAGAGGUGCUUAUCGGCGCUUCCUUCGGCGUCAGCAGGCUUUGUGGCAUCCGGAUAAGUUUGCACAACGUUGCGGCACACGCUUGGCCGAACAGGAUCGCCGUUGGAUCUUGGACACUGUCACAGCGUUGUCCCAAGCUUUCAAUCGCUUGGCUGAAGCAGCCAAAUAAACCUGGCUGCUUGUCGACAUCAGUAUUUCUCGGCCUCGGGU